AUUAUUGGCACCAAGGCGUCUAUGUAUUGGCCCCUCGUGAAUAAACUCCGACCGACUUUUUACGCCAGCGAAAACUCGUCGUGACAAGUGGGAAGACAAUUGGUCAUCAAUCCCAGCGCCGGAAUCUCAUACUGCAAGCGGUGGUGCGGUGGUGCUGGUAUAAGUAGAGCAGCCAUGUCGCCUCUUGGAUUAAUGGAUACAAACUACUUCAUCCAGCGCCAUCAAACCACCAUUUCUCCCAUCUAUAUACAACCACCCGCAGCCAUGGCUCCUACAUUCCUCAUCGCCGGCGCCACUGGCAACACCGGCCGCGCCGUGGUCGAGACGCUGUCGGAGCUUCUCAAGACCAGCACUGCCUUUGCUGGCUACCGCAUCCUUGCCCUCACGCGUUCCGCGAGCGGCGCGGCAGCUCAGAAGCUGGCCCAACUGCCCGGCGUCGAGGUCGUCGAGAAGACGUGGGUCGAGAUCACGUCCGACUGGCUCCGCGAAAACAACGUCGUCCGGGCCUUUAUUGCCUCGCACAACGAGCCCAAUCAGUUCGCUGAGGAGUCGACGUUCCACCUCGCCGCGCUCCACGCCGGCGUCGAGUACGUCGUGCGCAUCUCCACUACGGCCGCCAACGUACGUCCAGACUGCCCGGCCUACUACCCGCGCACGCACUGGGCAAUCGAGGCCCUGCUGAGCUCGCCGGAAUUCGACCGUCUGCGCUGGACCUCGCUGCAGCCCAACGUCUUUACGCAGUUCAUCCUUAUGCCUGCCGCCGCCUUGAUCAAGAAGUUCCGCGAGACGGGCAAGCAGGAGACCCUAAGGACGAUGUCUUCUGAGGACGCGGCCGUCGGCAUCAUCGACUCCAACGACGUCGGCAUCUUUGCAGCUCACCUCUUAGUCACCGAAGACGUCACCCCGCACAAUAAGGCCAAGUACGUCUUGAACGGACCGGAGAAUAUCUCUGGCCGCCAGAUCGUCGCCCUGAUUGAGGAGUACAUUGGCACCAAGGUCGAUGAUGUCAUCUUCAAGGAUGCCUCGUUUGUCGAGUACAUGGCAGCCCAAACCAAGGAGGCCCCGAAUGUUAUUCUGUCCAUCAGGCACGCUGCGGAAACCGCCUGGGAGGGCAAAUGCGGAAUUGACACGACGAGCAAGGAGGUCCUUGAGAUAGCCGCGCCGAAGCGCACCCCUGCUCAAGUCCUCAAGACGAUGUUAGGCGAGUAGGGAAAUGCUCUCUACCGACUGCUAUCUCUUAUUUGAAUGGAUAGCCGGAGUUGUAUAGGGAUGAGGCAAAAGUCACAGGACUGCAAGUAAGGGGAAAUGGAAAGGAAAAGAA
Molecule: messenger RNA, 1321 nt
Organism: Ilyonectria robusta
Lineage: Eukaryota; Fungi; Ascomycota; Sordariomycetes; Hypocreales; Nectriaceae
Product: NmrA-like family protein
Exons: 1
Coding region: 175-1209 (344 amino acids)
Source: RefSeq, a predicted model, not a curated record